This is a messenger RNA of Spirodela intermedia, 7829 nucleotides long. The record is from the annotation of a GenBank genome assembly. Lineage: Eukaryota; Viridiplantae; Streptophyta; Magnoliopsida; Alismatales; Araceae.
AUGACUUCCUUAAGCAGGGAACUGGUGUUCCUCAUCCUGCAGUUCCUCGACGAAGAGAAAUUCAGAGAGACAGUUCACAAGUCAGUUUAUGUUAAAUGAAUUUUUUGGGUUAUUUAAUGGAAGCUGCAGUCUUAUUCGUCUGAUGUUUCCCUGGGUUUUGAGUUUCUUUGCUGUUGACAUCUCUCCUUAUUCUGUUGUGGAAAAAGGCUCGAGCAAGAAUCAGGUUUCUUCUUCAAUAUGAAGUAUUUCGAAGAGGAGGUGCACAGUGGAAAUUGGGAUGAGGUCGAGCGGUACCUCUCUGGAUUCACAAAGGUUGAUGACAACCGUUACUCAAUGAAGAUCUUCUUUGAGAUCCGCAAGCAGAAGUAUCUUGAGGCACUGGACAAGUAACAGGCCCUAGCCUUUUGACGCCCGAACCUUCACGUGGAUUAUUACAUUAUAGGAACCUGACUUGCUAUCAAAAUUCUUAGCCCUUUUUUGUUGCUGUUGUUGUUGAUUCGCUAGACAUGACCGUGCAAAGGCAGUAGACAUUCUAAUAAAGGACUUGAAAGUAUUCGCUUCAUUCAAUGAAGAGUUAUUCAAGGAGAUAACACAGCUCCUAACCCUGGACAACUUCAGGUGAGAUUGAUUGCAUUUCUGUAGAUGUCAACUAGCUUUUUCUCUCUCCUUUUUGUGAAUUGGGUAGUUAAUUGACUUUGUAUCGUGAUAAUUGAUGUCAUCCAUUUGAUAGGGAAAACGAGCAACUUUCGAAGUAUGGAGACACAAAAUCGGCUAGAGCAAUAAUGCUGGUUGAACUCAAGAAACUGAUUGAGGCCAACCCUCUUUUCCGUGACAAGUUGCUAUUUCCUAACCUGAAAAAUGCAAGGCUGCGUACCCUCAUAAAUCAGAGGUAGUUAAUCACAGCUUUGUUUUGCUUUUGUAUCGCUUAAUACUUUUUUUUGUAUGGAAGCCCAGGUCAUAAAUCCCAUGCCUAUAAAUAAACAUUAAUUGGCUACGAUUUUGUUGUUUAUUUGCACAUAUUAUGUCAACGAUUAGACUAAUGGCAAUAUUCACCACUACAGGAGUUAUCCUAUUGAUAUUUUACCCAUGCCUAGAAAUGAAUAUUCUCUGAAGAGAUGAAAUAAUCACCCAAUUCACAGUGCCACAUACCAUUAGUGCAGAAGUUAAUUCAGGUUAGAGAAUAUGAUCCUUAUUCCAGGGUUCUAAAUGGCACAACUUGUUUUAAGUAUAGGAUUUCGGAAGUUAGAUCUCUGUAGAAAGGGGACAUAGAAAUACUUCUGGGGUAAUGCGCAAAUAAAAUUUCUUUUGCGUUUCUAGUCCGCUUUACUGUCAACGUUAAAUGAAUUAUGAAAACAUAUUUGUCAACCUUUGAAAAAGGCGGUUGCUUUACAUGUGCAAUGAUAACUUACUAGUAAAAGAGGUCUGAACCUGAUCUUAAAUUUCUAUAUUUUAUUUUCAUUGAAAUUGUUGGAAUUUUUCCUAAAUGGAGAUCUAGGUCGCUCUUUCUUUAUCAUCCAUUGAUCGUUGUGUAUGAAAUUAGGAAGGACAUAUUGACGGGAAUGCACUACCGUGAUUUUGAAUCCUGGUAAAUCAUGUUGUAUCAGCUAUUAUUCCAAUGAAGACAUAGAUAGUCUACAAAAGAUGUGUACUCUGAAAUAUUAUCUGCUAUUAUAUGUCAUGUUUUUAGGAGCUAGGUUACAUUAUUAAGCCAAAGUCAGGGAAUCCACAAAUUGUCCUCUCAUCUGCAUUAUAUACACACGGUCAUAUGCUUGUGUGCUGACAUAUACUCUUUCGGUCAAUGGCAAAAUGAAAUGAUAUUGUGAUGUGAUCUGGCAGCUUAAAUUGGCAACACCAGCUUUGUAAGAAUCCAAGGCCAAAUCCAGACAUUAAGACCCUUUUCGUGGAUCACUGUUGUGGACAACCAAAUGGUGCACGAGCUCCAUCACCAGCGAAUAAUCCUUUGCUUGGUUCUAUCCCAAAAGCAGGAGGCUUCCCUCCGUUGGGUGCACAUGGGGUAACGAUAUGGUGUACCUUCAUCGCAUUUUAAUUUCAUGUUUUAAAUUUCUUCUGGGCUGAUGGGGCUUCUUGAAUUCAGCCUUUUCAGCCUGCGCCUUCUCCAGGUCCCACUCCUCUGGCUGGAUGGAUGUCCAAUCCACCAGCCGCAACUCAUUCGGGAGUUUCAGGUGGACCUAUUGGCCUUGGUGGCCCCGCAAAUCCAGGUAGUUAUUUCUUCAUGUGAUCUUUGUGAUGAAUCUAUUGAUUACUGGUGCUGUCAGAGAUUUGAUUGUUCGAAUGCUUCACUGUAGCCGCAAUCCUGAAACAUCCCAGGACUCCCCCCUCCAAUAAUGCUGCUAUUGAUUACCCUUCAGCGGAUUCUGAUCAUGUUCCGAAGAGAACAAGACCAAUUGGUAUCUCUGAAGAGGUGUAGCAUCUUCUCAAAAGGAAGCGACCUAUUUUAAUUUGUUUUCCCCCUGCCAGGUUAUAACUACUCCAACCAUUUUGUUUUAAGAGCUUUGUGCCUUCAACUUUUGUGCAGGUGAACUUGCCAGUAAAUAUAUUGCCUGUCACCUAUCCAGCGCAGAACCAUAAUCAGGUUAUGCAUUCAUCUGAUGACUUGCCCAAGGCUCUUGCUCGGACAUUAAGCCAGGGCUCAAAUCCCAUGAGCAUGGAUUUUCAUCCUAUCCAGCAGACUAUACUUGUUGGUCAGACCUCAUGAGCCUAUUUACCUUUCCUUUUAUGUUGUGUAUUUGGUUAUUCAUGGAAAUUAUUUUUCUUCUUUUCGUUUUUUGUAAGUCAGAUUUCACAAAUUUCUUUGCUUUGUCCUGAUUUCUUCUGCAGAAUUUCCGUUCUUAAUUACAUUUUCUGUAAUUAAAUUAUCGCUUCAGUGUACCUUCACAAGGUGGCAUGUGAGUAAUGAGGCUGUCUGUACCAUUUUUUUUAGUUGGCACCAACUCUGGUGAUAUUGCACUAUGGGAUGUCGGUACUCGGGUAAGAUUAGUUCUGAAGAACUUCAAGGUGUGGGAUCUUGCACAGUGCUCUGUGCCUCUGCAGGUUUGUAUCCUUCUCUGCUUAAAUGAUCACACAAACCAAUAAUAGAAAUUCUGCUAUCUGAAAUUCUGUCCAAUGGAAUACAGACGGCCUUAGUUAAAGAUCCAAGUGUAUCAGUUAACCGUAUCAUUUGGAGUCCUGACGGGACUUUAUUUGGUAAGCCCAGUUAACCACAGCAAUUGAUAUUGUAUGUAGUCUGGAUAAUUGACCAAUGUUGGUGCUCCAUUGCUUUGUCAAUCAUCAUCAGGAGUUGCAUAUUCAAGGCAUAUUGUGCAAAUUUAUUCCUACCUAGGAGGUGACGAGAUAAAGACACAUUUGGAGGUAUAAUCAAGAGUUUGUGUUGAUAUUAUAAUGCCAUUUUAUUAAUUAUUUCACAUUGGUCAAUAUUUUAGUACAUGUUAUGUGAAUGUCUAGCUUGAUGCUCAUGUUGGUGGAGUUAAUGAUCUGGCGUUCGCACAUCCAAAUAAGCAGCUAUGUGUAAUAACCUGCGGUGAUGACAAGACCAUCAAGGUUGGCUUUUAAGAGUACCAUUUUCUCUGAAGCAGUAGAUGAUAACUUGUACUCGGGCCUCACUCUUGUCAACCAUAUGCUAGGUCUGGGAUGCAACUAAUGGGACAAAACAGUAUACUUUUGAGGGUCACGAGGCUCCAGUUUAUUCUGUUUGCCCACAUCACAAGGAAAACAUUCAGGUAAUGCUCCUAUAUUACCUCAACCUCGAUGGCUAAGUGGGCUGUUAACAUAUUCUUCACAACGUACUGUUUUGGGCUCUUUUCAGUUCAUAUUUUCCACAGCUCUGGAUGGAAAGAUUAAGGCAUGGCUAUAUGAUAAUAUGGGCUCGAGAGUUGAUUAUGAUGCCCCGGGUCAUUGGUGCACUACAAUGGCUUAUAGUGCUGAUGGUUCCCGGUAAGUUUUCUAGAUGGUCAGACAGUCCUUUCAAAUUAUUUUUUUCUCAUAGAAGUAAUUUACAUGUGUUCUGGGAAUUGUAGGCUCUUUUCUUGUGGAACCAGCAAAGAAGGGGAAUCAUUCAUUGUGGAAUGGAAUGAGAGUGAAGGUGCUGUGAAGAGAACUUACCAGGGAUUCCGGAAACGAUCUUUAGGGGUUGUACAGUUUGACACAACCAGGAACAGAUUUUUGGCCGCCGGUGAUGAAUUUAUGAUUAAAUGCUGGGAUAUGGAUAAUGUGAACCUACUGACAACAGUUGAUGCCGAGGGGGGCUUGCCAGUAAGUACUUUGCUAAACUUUUCAAUCAAUAUCCAGUUUGAUUGAAGAAAGUAGUCGAUUUAUGUAUAUGUCUUCAAAAUUUGUAGGCAAGCCCACGUAUUCGUUUCAACAAAGAGGGCACACUGUUAGCCGUUUCUACAAAUGAUAACGGAAUCAAAAUAUUGGCAAAUGCUGAUGGGAUUCGAUUGCUUCGGACGUUUGAAAAUCGUUCAUUUGAUGCUUCGAGGGCUGCAUCUGAGACCAUCACAAAGGUAAGGCUUCUGACCAUGAAACUGCUGUGAGUCCAAAGCAAUAUGGUAAUCCGAACUCUCUCUUAUGUUACAGCCAAUAAUAAACCCCAUGUCUGCUGUCACUGCUGUAACAAGUGCUGGCCUCACUGAUAGAGGUGUAUCUGCAGUGGCCAUGGCUGGGAUGGUUCGUGCAAAUUAAUCACCUUCCAAAAUUAUAAUCAUCUAUUCUCUCUCUAUCUCUCUCUGUCUCUCUCUGCAUAAUCUUGAGAACAUUUUGUUAUCAUCAUGUUUUUGCCAUAGCUCACCAGGUUUUUGAAUCUUUGAAGAUCAACAGGUUGGCAUGACUUCGUGCUGACUUAACAUUACAUCUUUACAGAAUGGGGAUGCCAGGAACUUAGAUGUCAAACCAAGAAUAAUUGAAGAACCAGUGGACAAGACAAAGAUAUGGAAGCUCACGGAGAUAAGCGAGCCGGUUCAAUGCCGAUCCUUGAGACUCAUGGACAACAUAAGAACUAGCAAGGUAAAUUACAAAACCAAUAAAGUCAUUUGUCCCACUUGCUUUACAAUGGCGCACUAUUGAAUAAAUCGAAUGUCUGUACCUGGAAGCCUCCAUGGAACUAUAGAAAACUUAUGAUGUCCAUAAUUGAGGGAUGCAACUGUUCCUCAGCACCGCUCAUUAUUUGCUGCAUCAGAAGCCCUACUUACUACCACUAUUCCUCGAUUGCUACCCAUAAGAUCUCUGUAGAUUCAUGUCACAUAAUUAUGAGUUGCCUUCCCAUUUCAAAUCCUAUAUUCUAGGAUCUGUAUAAGGAUCACCUGUAAAUGUCAGCUAUUCAACAUGAUGAGUGUUCCUCCAACGAUAAUGCAUACUUUUUUGGUACUAGUAUUUCAUGUCCUAUUUUAUCUUGCAAAAAAACCCACACACAGAGGUGUAUAUAUUAAUAAUACCCUCCAUGAGAUUGCCAUAUGAAUGAAUCUUUCAAGCAUAUAUGAUGGCAAGUUUAAGAAAGCCACGCCUUCUUUGUGGAAGUUUGAAUCUCUCUUAUUUUUCCCUGACACAUUGUAAAGUAAUCAAAAGUUUCCGUCAUUGGGGUUGGAGGCAAAGUUUUCCCAUUUAAAAGCUAUGUCUAUAUCUGGACCAGUUGUGAUUUCCUCAUAGAAAUUGAUGAUUAAACUGUACUAUAUGUAUUACCUAUGGCGACUAAGUAGCAUUCAAGAGAUGAAUAAACAGGCCGCUCUUAUUGUGAUCACAUCUGCUGAACGUGUAUUUCACUGGUUUCUAUUUCAUUUUUGAAUGUCUCAACAGUAUUUUUCUCAGAAUAUUCGAUCCUCUUUGAAAAAUUCCUUCAACAAAAAACCUGAACUUUGUUUCUUGUUGUAGUGAUUAGAAAAUCUUACCCAGUUUAAACAUCCAGUGGAAGCUCAAUCUGAUCUGAUCUUAUCUUUGCAGAUAUCUAGACUGAUUUAUACGAAUUCUGGUAUCUCUCUCUUGGCGCUGGCGUCUAAUGCCAUUCAUCUACUCUGGAAGUGGCCACGAAAUGACCGCAACUCCAGUGGAAAGGUAGGCCUACGAAAAAUAUGAAAGUGGCUCUAUGCCUUUAUUUUUCUAAUCACAAGAUAUAAUUGCCUUGAACUAACACGAAUGCUUCAUCCUCCAGGCAACGGCCAGCCUCCAGCCCCAGUUAUGGCAACCACCGAGCGGGAUUUUGAUGACCAACGACAUCACUGACACCAAUCCGGAGGAAGCCGUCCCCUGCUUCGCUCUAUCAAAGAACGACUCUUAUGUCAUGUCAGCCUCGGGGGGAAAGAUUUCCCUCUUCAAUAUGAUGACAUUUAAGGUAAUGCGUUGCAGGUUCUCAAGUCAACGGCCCUUGUUUGAUUUGUUAUUCCUGGUUUUUUUUUUUUUUUUUUUUUUUUUUAACUUCUUUGAGGGACUUGCAGACAAUGACGACCUUCAUGCCGCCGCCACCAGCUGCCACAUUUCUCGCAUUCCACCCUCAAGAUAAUAACAUAAUUGCUAUCGGCAUGGAUGACUCAACCAUUCAAAUUUACAAUGUCCGGGUUGAUGAGGUAUGGGCCUGUCUAGAUGACUUCACUGCCCAGUAUUCAUCAAGGAACUUUGGGAGAGAGAGUCUGACCACUGCAAUGAUGCAGGUGAAGAGUAAGCUCAGGGGGCACUCGAAGAAGAUUACCGGGCUUGCUUUCUCUCAUGUGUUGAAUGUCCUCGUCUCGUCUGGAGCUGAUGCUCAGGUUAGUCAAUCAUUUAGUAAAUCAACCCUAAACCCUAGAAAUGGUUUAGAAAACCAUGAAUCAUAAGCCCUAGAUCCUGAAAUUUGAACCUUAAACCUGAACCCUAAACCCUAAGCUCUAUACCAUAAACCAUAAAUCCUGAAAACUUUAACAAAUUAAUCGAUCGAUUAAAUGUAUUGGUCGUGUUUUCUGAAUACCUUUUGGCCACAGCUCUUUGUUUGGGGGACCGACGGGUGGGAAAAGCAGAGGAGCAGAUUCUUGCAGAUCCCAGCAGGGCGGACGCCGAGUUCCAAUUCAGAGACCAAGGUCCAAUUCCACCAGGACCAGAUCCAUUUCCUGGCUGUGCAUGAGACCCAGCUCGCCAUCUACGAAACAACUAAAUUAGAGUGUAUAAAGCAGGUACACUUCUUCCCCUUCCCUUUUGAGCGAUUCUUGGCUCAUCUCUGUUCAUCGUCUUCCAUAGCAUACUUACUCCCUAUGAGCCCAUGCUGAAUAUGAACCGUCACUAAAUCUAGAGAAUAAAUUCUCUUUUCUUUUCUUUUCUUUUAUGUUCUUUCCAUAUUGGGCAAGUUCCGACUCAUCUCUGUUCAUCGUCCUCUGUAGUAUAUUCCCCGCGAGUCCUCUGCACCGAUCACAAAUGCGACCUUCUCGUGCGACAGUCAGUUGAUAUAUGCGAGCUUCCUUGAUGCCACUGUGCUCAUCUUCAGCGCCCCGCACCUCCAUCUUCGCUGCCGGGUCAGCCCAAACGCCUACUUACCAGCUAAUGUCAGGUGUAAUUCUCUCUCUCUCUCUCUCUCUCUCUCUCUCUCUCUCUCUCUCUCUCUCUCAAGAAAGAGAUGCUGAUGGUUUCCAUGAACCGAAAUUGGCUGCAGCUCGAAUGUGUACCCGCUGGUGAUCGCAGCGCACCCGUUGGAGCCGAACCAGUUUGCUCUCGGGCUGACGGACGGCGGGGUCCAUGUAUUGGAGCCGCUCGAGUCGGAAGGGAAAUGGGGGGCGGUGCCGCCCGUUGAGAAUGGCUCCACCACCAGCAUCCCCGCCACCGCCCCAGCCGCCGCCUCAGCCUCCGACCAGCAGAGGUAA